Salvia splendens (bonfire salvia) is the source of this 477-nucleotide messenger RNA. RefSeq names its product UDP-glycosyltransferase 71A15. The coding region runs from base 1 to 477 and encodes 158 amino acids. Lineage: Eukaryota; Viridiplantae; Streptophyta; Magnoliopsida; Lamiales; Lamiaceae. The transcript has a single exon. Gene Ontology annotation, molecular function: UDP-glucosyltransferase activity. The record is from RefSeq and is a predicted model, not a curated record.
AUGACGGAGGUCGCCGACGAAUUCUCGAUCCCAGCCUACUUAUACUUCACAUCCGACGCCAGCUUCCUCUCCUUCACGAUGUUCAUGCAACGCCUGACCGACGAACACCACGUCGAUAUAACGGAAUUUAGAGAUUCCAACGAAAAGCUCCCCGUCCCGGGAUUUUUCAACUUAGUCCCGGCGACGGUCAUGCCCUCCAUCCUGCUCGACAAAGACGGCGGCUCCGCCAUCGUCAUGUCGUCGGCGCGGCUGAUUCGGAAAACCAGAGGGAUCUUCAUCAACACUUUUCAAGAGCUCGAGCCGAACAUAAUUCUUUCCACCGACGAUCAAUUGCCGCCGGUCUACGCCGUGGGGCCUCUCCUCAGCUUCCAAACCCUGGUGGAAUCCGAAUUCUCCGACGUGAUUGAAUUUCUUGAUCAGCAACCGCGAAAAUCAGUAGGGUUCCUCUGCUUCGGCAGCCUGGGGAGUUUCACAUAG